AUGAGUCAAAGAUGGGCGCUGGACAUGGCCAAUGACACCAUCCUUAAUGGUUUCAUCCUUUUGGGCUUCUCAGAUAGCCCCAGGCUGGAAAAGAUCCUCUUUGUGGCCGUGACUAUCUUCUACACAGUCACCCUGGUGGGCAACGUCACCAUCAUAGUCUUGUCCCAUAUAGACCCCCACCUCCACACCCCCAUGUACUUCUUCCUCACCCAACUCUCCUUCCUGGAUCUCUGCUUCACCACCAGCUGCAUUCCCCAGAUGCUGGUCAACCUCUGGGGUCCAGACAAGACCAUCAGCUACUGGGGAUGUACAACUCAGCUCUACAUCUUCCUGGGACUGGGAGCUGCUGAGUGUGUGCUGUUGCUAGUCAUGGCCUUUGACCGCUACGUGGCCGUGUGCCGACCUCUGCACUAUGCAGCCAUCAUGCACCCACAGCUGUGCCAGAAGUUGGCCUUCCUGGUCUGGGGAAGUGGCAUUUUUGGCACCUUGGUGCAGUCUCCCACCACCAUGAAGCUGCCCUUCUGCUACCACCACAGGGUGGAUGACUUUGUCUGUGAGGUCCCUGCCUUGAUCCGUCUGGCCUGCGGAGACACACGGGUCAAUGAGCUCCAGAUCUCGGUGAUCGGUGCCGUCUUCCUGAUGGGGCCGCUCCUGCUCAUCCUCGUCUCCUACGGCCACAUUGUCCAGGCAGUGUUAGCCAUCCAGUCAUGGGAGGGGAGGAGCAAGGCCUUCCGCACCUGCUCUUCCCACCUGGUGGUCGUCUUCCUCUUCUACUGCAGUGUCACUGCUGUCUACAUCCAGCCCCGGAGCCAUUUCUCUCAGAAGAGAGGGAAAUUCCUAACUCUUUUCUAUGCUGUGGUGACCCCCACUCUAAACCCCCUCAUCUACACUUUGAGGAACAAGGAUGUAAAGGGGGCCUUCAAGAGGCUGUUUGGGAAAGACAGAAUGGCCAGUAAAGAGUAA
Molecule: messenger RNA, 963 nt
Organism: Nycticebus coucang (slow loris)
Lineage: Eukaryota; Metazoa; Chordata; Mammalia; Primates; Lorisidae
Product: olfactory receptor 2H2-like
Exons: 2
Coding region: 1-963 (320 amino acids)
Biological process (GO): G protein-coupled receptor signaling pathway
Cellular component (GO): membrane
Molecular function (GO): olfactory receptor activity; G protein-coupled receptor activity
Source: RefSeq, a predicted model, not a curated record